GGAUAGGCCCUUCGCAAGGCUCUGACUUGGAUGGUGGCCGGCGGGGGACAUUAGGCUCACGCAGCUGAGCGAAGGGUGCGAGACGCAGCCGCUGCUGUGCAGGGGAGCCGGAGCGGCGGGGUCCCGGGGCUAUGGCGGCGGCCUCUGCAGUGUCGAUGCUGCUGGUGGCGGCGGAGGCGAACCGGUGGCAGCGUCUCCCCUGCCUGCUGCUGCCGCCCAGGAGAUGGGCUUGGAUGCAAAGAACCAUGAAGUAUGCAACAACCACAGGAAGAAACAUUACCAAGGUCCUCAUUGCAAACAGAGGAGAAAUUGCCUGCAGGGUGAUGCGAACAGCCAAAAAAAUGGGUAUACAGUCUGUGGCGGUUUAUAGUGAGGCCGACAGGAAUUCCAUGCAUGUAGAUAUGGCAGAUGAAGCAUAUUCCAUCGGCCCUAGUCCCUCCCAGCAGAGCUACCUUUCUAUGGAGAAAAUCAUUCAAGUGGCUAAGAUCUCUGCUGCGCAGGCUAUCCAUCCAGGAUAUGGUUUUCUUUCAGAAAACAUGGAAUUUUGUGAACUUUGUAAGCAAGAAGGGAUUAUUUUUAUAGGUCCUCCUUCAUCUGCAAUUAGAGACAUGGGUAUAAAAAGCACAUCCAAAUCCAUAAUGGCUGCUGCUGGAGUACCUAUUAUAGAAGGUUAUCACGGCGAGGACCAAUCAGACCAAUGCCUGAAAAAACAUGCUGGGAGAAUCAGUUACCCUGUCAUGAUUAAAGCCGUCCGUGGUGGAGGAGGAAAAGGUAUGAGGAUUGUUAGAUCAGAAAAAGAAUUUCAAGAAGAGUUAGAAUCUGCGCGGAGAGAAGCUAAGAAGUCUUUUAAUGAUGAUGCUAUGUUGAUCGAGAAGUUUGUGGAAACACCAAGGCACGUAGAAGUCCAGGUGUUUGGUGAUAACCAUGGCAAUGCCGUGUACUUGUUUGAAAGAGACUGCAGUGUGCAGAGGCGACAUCAGAAGAUCAUUGAGGAGGCCCCAGCGCCUGGUAUUAAACCAGAAGUAAGAAAAAAGCUUGGAGAAACUGCAGUCAGAGCCGCUAAAGCUGUAAAUUAUGUCGGAGCAGGAACUGUGGAGUUUAUCAUGGACUCAAAGGACAAUUUCUACUUCAUGGAAAUGAAUACAAGACUGCAAGUAGAACAUCCUGUUACUGAGAUGAUCACAGGAACUGACUUGGUGGAGUGGCAGCUCAGGAUUGCAGCGGGAGAGAAGAUUCCUUUGAUCCAGGAAGAAAUAACUCUGCAAGGCCAUGCCUUUGAAGCUAGGAUAUAUGCAGAAGAUCCUAACAACAACUUCAUGCCAGGGGCUGGACCAUUGGUGCAUCUCUCUACUCCUCAAGCAGACCAUUCCACUAGGAUCGAAACUGGAGUUCGGCAAGGAGAUGAAGUUUCAGUGUAUUAUGACCCCAUGAUUGCGAAGCUGGUCGUAUGGGCUGCAGAUCGCCAGAUGGCCUUGAGAAAACUGAGGUACAGCCUUCGUCAGUACAAUAUUGUUGGACUGCACACCAACAUUGACUUCUUACUCAAGCUGUCUGGCCACCCAGAGUUUGAAGCUGGGAAUGUGCACACUAAUUUCAUCCCUCAACACCACAAAGACCUGUUACCCAGUCGGAAGGCUGCAGCCAAAGAGGUUUUAUGCCAAGCAGCUCUGGGUCUCAUCCUCAAGGAGAAAGCUCUGACAGAUGCUUUCAGACUUCAGACACAAGAUCAAUUCUCUCCGUUUUCAUCCAGCAGUGGAAGAAGACUGAAUUUCUUGUACACCAGAAACAUGACUCUUAGAGAUGGUAAAAAUAAUGUAGCAAUAGCUGUGACAUACAACCAUGAUGGAUCGUAUAGCAUGCAGAUUGAAGAUAAAACUUUCCAAGUCCUUGGUGAUCUUUAUAGUGAGGGAGACUGCACUUACCUGAAAUGUUCUAUUAAUGGAGUUGCUAGUAAGACUAAGCUAAUUAUCCUGGAAAACACUAUCUACCUAUUUUCCAUGGAAGGAAGUGUUGAGAUUGGCAUUCCAGUCCCCAAAUACUUGUCCUCUGUGAGCUCAGAAGGAACUCAGGGAAGCACCAUUGCUCCUAUGACCGGAACCAUUGAAAAGGUGUUUGUCAAAGCUGGAGACAAAGUGAAAGCUGGAGAUUCUCUAAUGGUUAUGAUCACCAUGAAGAUGGAGCAUACCAUAAAGGCCCCAAAGGAUGGCACAAUAAAGAAGGUGUUCUAUGGAGAAGGUUCUCAGGCCAACAGACACUCUCCUUUAGUAGAGUUCGAGGAGGAAGAAUCUGACAAAAGGGAAUCAGAAUAAAUUCCAGCAAAGAAAUGGCCGAUUAAGUGGUAUCUUCUCUCUAUACCAAAAAGAGAAAGUGCCUCCUGCUUUUCUCGAGGUCUUAUAAACAACAGUUUUACUAAAUGAUUGUGUGAUUGUACUAAAUCCCUUUCAUAUUUGAGAAUCAUGCAUUUGGGUCGCAAAUCAAAUAAAUUAUCUCAAAAUAUUUCAUACUAAUAAAGUUGAAUUAUACUUUUUAUUGGAAG
This is a messenger RNA of Propithecus coquereli (Coquerel's sifaka), 2536 nucleotides long. It is a transcript of the gene MCCC1, whose product is annotated as methylcrotonoyl-CoA carboxylase 1 (alpha). The coding region runs from base 132 to 2309 and encodes 725 amino acids. The record is from RefSeq and is a predicted model, not a curated record. Gene Ontology annotation, molecular function: metal ion binding; methylcrotonoyl-CoA carboxylase activity; ATP binding. Lineage: Eukaryota; Metazoa; Chordata; Mammalia; Primates; Indriidae. The transcript has 19 exons. Gene Ontology annotation, cellular component: mitochondrion.